Trematomus bernacchii (emerald rockcod) is the source of this 1598-nucleotide messenger RNA. Its product is annotated as nuclear factor 7, brain-like. The coding region runs from base 218 to 1435 and encodes 405 amino acids. Gene Ontology annotation, molecular function: zinc ion binding; protein binding. NCBI's taxonomy places the organism in Eukaryota, Metazoa, Chordata, Actinopteri, Perciformes, Nototheniidae. The transcript has 2 exons. The record is from RefSeq and is a predicted model, not a curated record.
GGAAACAUUGUGUUAUUCUUCCUCACUGCAGAGAGACAGACGGACUGAAAAACAGACGAUCAGAUUCACCUUCAGACCAAACUAACAACUUCCUCUGAGUUCAGCUACAGGAGAGAAAAGUGGAAACUACAACUGCUUCAACCUGCUCCACACCCUGAAGAACUGGUGGAGAGAGAAACCAACACAAGAGUGUCCAGUCUGUAAGACAAUAUCAUUAAUGGAUCAUCCUCCCUGUAACCUGGCAUUGAAGAACCUGUGUGAGGCCAUUUUACAGGAGAGAGAUCCGAGAUCUUCAGAGGCUCUCUGCAGUCUGCACUCUGAGAGACUCAGACUCUUCUGUGUCGACCAUCAGCAGCCAGUGUGUGUCGUCUGCAGAGAUUCAAGAAAACACACCAACCACAGAUUCAGACCCAUCGAUGAAGCUGCACGACAAAACAAGAAGGAGCUCCAGAAAUCUCUGCAGCCCUUAAAGGAGAAGUUAGAGAUUUUUAAACUACUUAAAGAUGUGUUUGAUCAAACAGCAGGACACAUCAAGGUCCAGGCCCGACGCACAGAGACGCAGAUUAAGGAGCAGUUUAAAGAACUUCAUCAGUUUCUAGAAGAGGAAGAGGAGGCCAGGGUGGCUGCACUGAGGGAGGAAGAGGAGCAGAAGAAGACGAUGAUGGAGGAGAAGAUGGAGGCUGUGAGCAGAGAGAUAGCAGCUCUUUCACACACCGUCAGGGCCACAGAGGAGGAGCUGAGAGCUGAAGACGUCUCCUUCCUGCUCAACUACAAGGCUGCAGUGGAGAGGCUGCAGCGCCCCCUGCUGGAGGAUCCACAGCUGCCCUCAGGAGCUCUGAUAGACCAGGCCAAACACCUGGGCAACCUCAGCUUCAACAUCUGGAGCAAGAUGAAGGACAUGGUGUCCUACUCUCCUCUCAUUCUGGACCCAAACACUGCUCAUCCAAAAAUCAUCCUGUCUGAAGAUCUGACCGGUGUGAGAGAAGGAGAGAGACAGAAACUUCCUGAUAAUCCAGAGAGGUUUGAUAAACACGGCUUUGUCCUGGGAUCUGAGGGCUUUAACUCAGGGACUCACAGCUGGGAUGUCCAGGUUACAGACGGUGCAGGCUGGGGACUGGGUGUGUUAGCAGAGUCUGUCCAGAGGAAGGGAGUCAUAGAGUCUGGAUUAUGGAGAAUAGGUUUCUAUAAAGGUAAAUACUCAGCAUGGUCACCACCAGAUCCACGCACUGAUCUCAGCCUGCAGAAGAAGCUCCAGAGGGUCAGAGUGAAUCUGGACUGGAACAGAGGAGAGUUGUCGUUCUCUGAUCCUGACACUAACACACACAUACACACCCUCACACACACUUUCACUGAGAGGCUGUUUCCACUCAUUCACACUAGGGGUAAAGUGAAGAUAUUACCACUGAAGGUGUGUGUGACCAAACACCAGGCCUGAGUCUGAAGCUGGCGUUAGGUUAUUAGAAAGUGACACACAGCUAAACAAAUACAAAUGUAUAUAUAUUUUACAGUUUCAACUUUACCUGAAGCAUGUCUUAAAGGUGGGGUAGGUAAGUUUGAGAAACCGGCUCGAUAUCGCUAGAAUUUGAAAAUACACAGCC